AUGUCUCAUCUGCGAAGUGCACGCUCCACAGAGGCACCAAUGGACUGGGAUUACACUUCACGGAAAUCGGUGGAACCAGUUUGGGCGAGGAAAGAUGACCCAGCGACACCCAAGAAACGUCCUUUAACCGAUGCAAACUGGCAACCUCCUCCACUACAACCCCCUUCAUCGCCUAUGUUCGGUGCCAAUCGAAAUGUUCCCUUUAUCUUCAAUGCGACACCAUCCACGCCAGCACCGCCCGUGCACCCAUGGGCACCCCCUCCCAAUUUCUCGCCAACUAAACCCAUAUUCGAGCCUGAAGUACGUGAUGUUGAUAUGAGCGAAGCAACACCCCCACAAACCGAGGAGAAGCGAGGUCGUUCUGUUGCUGCGGGCGCUUUGCGACGAGUCUACAAGUCUCGGACUAAAGCCCGAGCAGAAAAACUACGAUCACAAGGCGUCACAGAAGAGGACGCGAGCGACUCAGAAGAUGAAGACGAAAAUAAGAGAGUGGCUCCAAUUAGACAGAGCACUUCGAACCACUAUACACUGCAUAUGCCUUCACCGCCUGCUCCGCAGUCUGAUCUUCCAUAUAUUCUGUCUGGGUAUUUGCAGUUCUUCUUCAACUUAGCGUUGAUCCUGCUGUUCCUGUACCUCGUGGUUCAGUUUAUCAUUACAGUCCAGCGUGAUGUCCAAGAGAGGAUCUCCGAGUACUCAAUGGAUAUCGUACAGGAGAUUGCCAUGUGCGCGACGCAGUACAAGACCAAUUGCGGUACCCAUACGGUUCCUGCCAUGUCGCACCAAUGCGGAGUUUGGGAAUCGUGUAUGAACCGUGACCCAAGCAUUGUUGGACGUGCCAAAGUCGGCGCCGAGCUGAUCGCGGAAGUAGUGAAUGGGUUCGUAGAGCCCAUCAGUUGGAAAACUUUAACCUUCACGUUGACUUCGCUAUCCUUCUUGACGGUUUUCAUCAAUACGCUAUUUUCCAUCUACCGUUCACGGCACCAACCCGGGACUGCCGCACCGCCACUUCACACAUCAUAUUCCAUGCCCCCUCCCACGCCGUACCAGCACUUCGGAAACUAUCUGCCUCCGGCAACUCCUACCCCGGCUUGGGGUAAGUCCUGGUCAGAUCCAAACGUGGACGACAUGCAAAGUCCCACUCGACGAAGACGUAUCGAAGGCGGGGGAUCUGUCAAGAUUAACUAG
This is a messenger RNA of Pleurotus ostreatus (oyster mushroom), 1185 nucleotides long. RefSeq lists its product as uncharacterized. Gene Ontology annotation, cellular component: nuclear membrane; nuclear envelope. The record is from RefSeq and is a predicted model, not a curated record. Gene Ontology annotation, biological process: lipid homeostasis; nuclear envelope organization. Bases 1 to 1185 code for a protein of 394 amino acids. NCBI's taxonomy places the organism in Eukaryota, Fungi, Basidiomycota, Agaricomycetes, Agaricales, Pleurotaceae. The transcript is spliced from 5 exons.